This is a messenger RNA of Lepisosteus oculatus (spotted gar), 2046 nucleotides long. Lineage: Eukaryota; Metazoa; Chordata; Actinopteri; Semionotiformes; Lepisosteidae. The record is from RefSeq and is a predicted model, not a curated record.
AUGAGGAAAAGGGGUUCGGGGUCUUUUGACGGUGCGGCGAGGGUGGUGGUGACAUCACGCAGCUAUGCUGACUUUACAGCUGAAGCUACAUUUGAUAUUAAGAAGUGUGAUGUGCACCGGCUGGAAGAAGGACCCCCUUCCCAGGCUGUGUUGACACGGGAGGAGGGCCUGAAGUAUUACCGCACCAUGCAGGUCAUCCGGCGCAUGGAGCUGAAGGCUGACCAGCUCUAUAAACAGAAGAUCAUCAGAGGGUUCUGUCACCUGUCCGAUGGCCAGGAGGCCUGUGCUGUGGGAAUGGAGGCUGCCAUCAACCUUACGGAUCACUUGAUCACUGCGUACCGGGCGCACGGCUACACCUACACACGUGGCGUGUCUGUCAGGGAGAUCAUGGCAGAGCUUACAGGCAGGAGAGGAGGCUGUGCCAAGGGCAAAGGAGGCUCCAUGCACAUGUAUGCCAAGAACUUCUAUGGAGGAAAUGGAAUAGUGGGUGCGCAGGUGCCUCUGGGAGCGGGGAUCGCGCUGGCAUGCAAGUACCUAGGAAAAAAUGAGGUUUGCAUGACACUGUAUGGAGAUGGUGCAGCCAACCAGGGUCAGAUCUUCGAGGCUUACAACAUGGCUGCCCUCUGGAAACUGCCAUGCAUCUUUGUCUGUGAGAACAACAAGUAUGGUAUGGGCACCUCAGUGGAGCGUGCAGCUGCAAGCACAGAGUACUACAAGAGAGGGGACUUCAUUCCUGGGCUGCGGGUGGAUGGGAUGGAUGUCCUGUGUGUCAGAGAAGCUACCAAGUUUGCUGCGGAGCACUGCAGAGCUGGGAAGGGCCCUAUUGUCAUGGAACUACAGACCUACCGCUACCAUGGACAUAGCAUGAGUGACCCUGGAGUCAGUUACCGAACCAGAGAAGAGAUCCAAGAGGUGCGCAGCAAGAGUGACCCCAUCUCUCUCCUGAAGGACCGGAUGCUCAGCAACAAUAUGGCCACCGUGGAGGAGCUCAAGGAGAUUGACGUGGAAGUGAGAAAAGAGAUUGAGGAUGCUGCACAAUUUGCCACCACCGACCCAGAACCGCCCCUGGAUGACCUGUGCAACCACAUCUUCUACAAUGAGCCGCCGAUGGAGGUGCGUGGCACCACCCCGUGGGUGAAGCUCAGGUCUGUCAGCUAAGCAGCCUGCUGCCUUGGGAUUGGACCUGUUGGGGGCUCCCUGCCACAUGGCUGGCUGGAACUACAGCAGGUGAUCGGCUGGGAAAAGCUGCAACACAUCUAUGGAUAAGGUUAUAAAUUUUCACUGUUCUGAAACCUGUUCUGGUUUAAGUUGCCUUGGGUUGCUGUUCUGCCCUUUAAAAAGGGAUGCAUGCUGUACAAUAAAUUGCCAAUCAUGUCCUCUCUUAGACUCCAUGGUUUGCCCUCAGAGGUUAGGCUGGAUACUGGCUGCUUCCUCUCUAUCUUGAGACUGUCCCAUCUCCUUUUAUAGGAGUAGCAGCUUAACCAGUUGCUGUAACUGUGCAUCCCUAAUGGCCAAUCAGAUUGGAAGGGACUUCCCUGUAUGAACAAAAGUGAAAUGGGGAAAAUGGCAUCCACUAGCCAAGCCAUGUCUGAGCCCUUAACCUCUGCAAAUUGGGAGUCAGGAGCAAAAUAGCCUGUUUUAAAGCCACUUGGCUUUUAGGGUCUGGACAGGAUUUGUAGGCCAUAGUUACCCUAUUAUGUUGCUGAUCCUACCAUUUGAGUCAUUCUAAUCAUUCAUUGCAAGACCAGACAAUAGAUUCUGCCAAAUGAUUUAUUUAUUUGUAGAUAUGGGGAAUUAUUUGUAAAGAACUUGAAUUUCCUGUUUCCUCAUGGGAACCAGCAAUGACUACUUGGUGUACAACUGUUGAACUAUGGUAGCCAGACCUCUUGGUGGUUUUAAAACUUCAUCUUCCUGGAAGUGUGUAACCAAUUCUUGUCCUGUUUUGUAGUUUGACAUCUUCCCAAAAUGUGGAUGGGAAUCUUUAAGGAGAGGGCAUUUCAGACAAGUUGUCUUUGUACAGUCUGAAUAAAGAGUCCAAAUGUGUCA